AUGGCGGACGAAAACGUCACGGAUCAAAAGUUCAUGAACGAUUUAGGGCAUAUUAUUGAUGUUCACAACCAAUAUGAAGAUCAAUACAAAGCGACUGUACAAAAGAUCACAUCUCGAAUGUCCAAGAAGGAGCGAAAUACCGCAGUUGAUGCUGCGUCUUAUGGAUAUGGACCCCUUGCAUUUUUGAGAUUUCCUCAAGGGACGGGUCAUCUUGCCUUUGGUGGUGAGAUGCAACCCGGUAUGUUCAGAAGCAUUCAUGACCGAAAAAUUGCGAACCCCGCGCCGCUUGGCUUUUGUGGCUUUGCUCUUUCCACUUUUGUGCUAUCUCUUAUUAACGUUGGUACUUUAAAUCUUAAGAAUCUCUCCAUCCUGGUAUGUCUUGGAUUUGUCUACGGAGGGUUGAUUCAAAUUCUUUCGGGUAUGUGGGAAAUGGCGAUUGGAAACACUUUCGGUGCCACAACAUUCACGUCAUAUGGGGCAUUCUGGAUAUCGUAUGCGCUUCUCAUCAUGCCCUCGAAGAGUCUUAAUAUUAUGGAAGCAAUCAAAGUAGCCGAAGGUGGUUACGGUGAAUUGCAAACCGUUGGGCUGUAUUACAUGGGCUGGUUUGUGUUCACCACAUUGAUGACCAUGUUGACUCUCAAGUCAACGAUCGCAAUGUUUCUCUUGUUUUUCUCGUUGGAUUUAUGUUAUCUGUUUUCUGGCGUUUCGUACUUGUAUAACGAUGGAAACGAACCUCAAGCGGCACUUUUAAGAGUCUCGGGCGCGUUCGGUUUAGUGGCUUCCUUUUCAGCCUGGUACAACGCUUUCUCAGGUGUUGCUGACAACACCAACUCCUUAUUUGUUCUUCCUGCCCUCCACUUUCCUUGGACAAGUGGUUCCAGUAUUAAGAAGCUUGACGAAAGCCACAUCGCAUAA
Molecule: messenger RNA, 915 nt
Organism: Malassezia globosa CBS 7966
Lineage: Eukaryota; Fungi; Basidiomycota; Malasseziomycetes; Malasseziales; Malasseziaceae
Exons: 1
Coding region: 1-915 (304 amino acids)
Cellular component (GO): plasma membrane
Molecular function (GO): acetate transmembrane transporter activity
Source: RefSeq, a predicted model, not a curated record